GCUUUGCAAAACAUGGAUACGGUAAGGUUGUGACAUUGCAUAAUAUUCUAGAAAUUAUGACCCGACUUAUCUUUUGUUUUUGUCUUGGAACCACUUAGCGUGACUUCAUGCGCUUGCGCGAACAUCUGACGCAAAUGCAAGUGCACGGCUCUUGCCAAACACACAGCAUUCAACACUGAAAGCCUAGCCGUUACAUUAGUUCACAAACUAUAGUGAUUGUAAUUCGUCCAUUUGAUUCAUAUUCACAAAAAACUGAAAUGAGUUAAAGCAUACUGAAACGUACCAGGUGUUGCGCUGAAACACCUACUCCGAAAUGUAUAGAUAUUUUCUUUUCUUUCCGAUUGCAUUAUUUUCUUGAUCUGUGUCAGACGUCGUUAGCUAGUUAGCUUAGCUAACACGCUAUGUGUUGACUGGAAGGACAGUGCGUCACCAUUCAAGAUGGACACUGCCGAAGAAGCCGAUAUAUGCAGGGUAUGUCGGUCAGAGGGGACCCCGGAUAAGCCCCUUUAUCACCCCUGUGUCUGCACCGGGAGCAUUAAGUUCAUCCAUCAAGAAUGCCUUGUUCAAUGGCUAAAACACAGCAGAAAGGAGUACUGUGAAUUAUGCAAACACAGGUUUGCCUUCACACCAAUCUACUCUCCAGACAUGCCCUCCCGACUGCCAGUGCAGGAUAUCUUUGCUGGUCUGGUCACCAGUAUAGGCACAGCCAUCCGCUACUGGUUCCACUACACGUUGGUGGCUUUUGCCUGGCUUGGUGUUGUCCCUUUAACAGCAUGUCGCAUCUAUAAAUGUCUGUUUACAGGCUCUGUAAGUUCACUGCUGACGCUGCCACUGGAUAUGCUGUCCACAGAGAACCUGCUGGCGGACUGUCUGCAGGGCUGCUUUGUGGUGACGUGCACGCUCUGCGCAUUCAUCAGUCUGGUGUGGCUCCGGGAACAGAUCGUGCACGGCGGCGCCCCGCUGUGGCUGGAGCACAAUCAGCAGCAGGCUGCCAACAUAGCCGUACGGCCCAACGAGGCUCCUGCGGCCGGUAACGAGGCGGGUGUGGGCGAGCAGCAGGCGGCCGCGGGUCCUGCCCCGGCUCCGGAGGAGAACGCGCCGCUGGGUGAGGCCCUUGAGGCGCAGGCCGAGCCAGAGGAGCUGGAGCUGGACAACGAGGAGGAGGCAGGGGCAGAGGACGGCGCCGACGCCAACAACGCUGCACAGGAUGACAUGAACUGGAAUGCUCUGGAGUGGGACCGAGCUGCGGAAGAGCUCACCUGGGAGAGGAUGCUGGGAUUGGAUGGCUCUUUAGUUUUUUUGGAGCAUGUCUUCUGGGUGGUCUCACUCAAUACACUUUUCAUCUUGGUGUUUGCUUUUUGUCCAUAUCAUAUUGGGCAUUUUUCAGUGGUGGGGCUUGGCUUUGAAGAAUAUGUGAAAGCAUCCCAUUUCGAGGGACUCAUCACUACCAUUGUGGGCUAUGUUCUACUCGCUGUUACACUGAUUGUGUGUCACGGAUUAGCGGCAUUAGUGAGAUUCCAGAGAUCACGACGCUUAUUAGGGGUGUGCUAUAUCGUUGUGAAGGUGUCUUUGCUGGUGGUGGUGGAGAUUGGCGUCUUCCCCCUUAUCUGUGGCUGGUGGCUGGAUAUCUGCUCCCUGGAAAUGUUUGAUGCGUCCCUGAAGGACCGAGAGCUGAGUUUUGAGUCUGCCCCUGGCACGACCAUGUUCCUCCACUGGCUCGUUGGGAUGGUCUACGUCUUCUACUUUGCCUCAUUCAUUCUCUUACUGCGCGAGGUGCUCAGGCCUGGUGUCUUGUGGUUCCUCCGAAACUUAAAUGACCCUGAUUUCAACCCAGUACAAGAGAUGAUCCACUUGCCAAUCUACAGACACCUGCGCAGGUUCAUUUUAUCUGUGGUGGUGUUUGGGUCUAUAGUCCUCCUGAUGCUGUGGCUUCCCAUUCGAAUCAUCAAGCACCUGUUUCCCUCUUUUCUCCCCUACAAUGUGAUGCUGUACAGUGACGCCCCGGUGAGUGAGCUGUCACUGGAGCUGCUGCUGCUGCAGGUGGUGCUGCCCGCGCUGUUGGAGCAAGGACACACCCGCCAGUGGCUUAAAGGCCUGGUCCGUGCCUGGACCGUCACCGCAGGAUACCUGCUAGACCUGCACUCCUACCUAUUGGGAGACCAGGAGGAGAAUGACAACAACGCCAACAACAACCAGCAGGCACGCAACAACAACAACGCCAUCCCUGUGGUGGGCGAGGGCCUGCACGCCGCCCACCAGGCCAUCCUGCAGCAGGGCGGACCCGUCGGCUUCCAGCCGUACCACCGGCCAAUGAAAUUCCCUUUCAGGAUUGUCCUGCUGAUCGUGUUCAUGUGCGUCACCCUGCUCUUGGCCAGCCUCGUCUGCCUCACUCUGCCAGUGUGCGCGGGCCGCUGGCUGAUGUCUUUCUGGACGGGCAGUGCCAAGAUCCACGAGCUGUACACGGCGGCGUGCGGCCUGUACGUGUGCUGGCUGUCCAUCCGUGCUAUCACCGUGCUGCUGGCCUGGAUGCCACAGGGCCGACACGUCAUCCUGCUCAAGGCCCAGGAGUGGACGCUCAUGAUCCUGAAGACGCUGAUAGUGGCGGUGCUGCUGGCCGGGGUGAUCCCCCUGCUGCUGGGGCUGCUGUUUGAGCUGGUCAUCGUGGCCCCCCUCAGAGUGCCCCUGGACCAGACCCCCCUCUUCUACCCCUGGCAGGACUGGGCCUUAGGCGUCCUGCAUGCCAAAAUCAUUGCCGCCAUCACCCUGAUGGGCCCGCAGUGGUGGCUGAAGACUGUGAUCGAGCAGGUGUAUGCCAACGGGAUUCGCAACAUUGACCUGCACUUCAUCAUCCGUAAGCUGGCGGCCCCCGUCAUCGCCGUGCUGCUGGUGUCGCUCUGCGUGCCCUACAUCAUCGCCACAGGCAUCGUGCCUCUCAUCGGGGUGAAGCGGGAGAUGGAGAACCUGGUCCAGCGACGCAUCUAUCCCUUCCUGCUGAUGGUGGUCAUGAUCAUGGGAAUCCUGUCCUUCCAGAUCCGCCAGUUCAAGCGCCUUUACGAACACAUCAAGAACGACAAGUACCUUGUUGGACAGAGACUAGUGAAUUAUGAACGGAAAUCUGGCAAAUCCAGCACCACCACCCACAGUAGCUCCCCACAGGAGUAACAGCCUAAGGAAGUGACUCAACAGAAUCAGCUGGAGGUGCGCGCGCGUGUGUGUGUGUGUGUGUGUGUGUGUGUGUGUGUGUGUGUGUGUGUGUGUGUGAGUGAGAGAGUGAUAAAGAGAGAGAGGAGAGGAAAGAGACCAGUUGAACUUGUGUAUGCGUUGUGAGCGAGGUCUCCAGUGCACUAUUCCCUCCAAACUGUCCAUCUCUCUACCUGGUGCAUGACCCACAUCCCCUUGUGUCCACUGCAACGCUGCAACUUUCCACAACUCCUGCCGCCCCGGUGGCUCUUCCAGCUGGGGAGACCUGAGAACAGAUGACCCCUGGAGGACCUCACAGCAGAGAGAUGAAGAGGACAACAGCUACGCUACAUUGGACGCCCGAUACCAAUCUCAAAGAAUGUUUCUUUGAACAGCUUAAAAACAGGAAGAUUUGUGUAUACUAAUUUAUUAAAUCAUAGUUUUCAUUUUAUUUCAGUCAAAUCAUAUGGCUGUGUUUGGAGUGGCCUGUGCUAUUUUUCUGUGCUACAAGUCAUGCCCGUUCUUGUUCAGUUACUUUUUUGGUCAACAAAGGACAAUGCACAAUGGUUAUUGGUGAAGAAUUUGGGUGGGGGCCAAAUGAGUAGUUUUAUUUAUUAGGUUUUUUUCUUUGAUAUUGUUUUAUAAUACCACCACUCUUGUUGUGGUUACUACAGAGCAGUCAUCACUUUGGGUGAACUGAAAAGGAUGGCUUUGCACCUUACGUGGUUUGCUGAGACCAUCUCUAUUCCGAGGGUCCCUUGUUUCUAGUGAUGUCAUGACCGCUGUUGCAGGAGGACUUUAAUGGUGGAGGAGGGUGGCUUCGGGCAGAUUUCUCAGAAUGCUGACAUACUUCCUCCUAAGCACAGUAUGGUAAUGCUGUGGGGAGCUAUAGACCUGUACAGACUGGACUCUACCAAAGAGCUGUUUUGUGUAGCUCUCCACCUCUCGCUUGACGCUUGUGCUUCAGUAGUAUGUGAGCGAAGACUGUGAGGGUCCAGCAGACCUCCGUGGUUGAACAUAUUUAUUUGCCAGCUGUCCAUCCAUUUUCUUGCCACACACAAUGUGCAAAAGGUUGACUUUCUUGGUAAAGGUGCUGUUGUACGUUUACCAGUCGUUUUUUUUUUUUUUUUUAAAGUGUAGCAAUAGUGAAUAAUCUCUUCCAAUUGAAGUCAUUCAAUCAGUAUUGAUGUAUUGUACAUUGAAAAUGAUUAAAAACUACACUUUUUAACAACAAUGACAACAACAAAAAACAGACAAACAAUUCACAAUUAACAAUUGUGCACCAGUGUUGAAGAAUUCUACCUUCUCUUUUAUGGUCUAAAAACAUUUCCAUCAGAUGGUGAUGGAAUCCGAUCAGAUGUUGUAAAUAAUGUAUCAUUGCAGCACUUUUGGACUGUGUAUUUGAUUUUCAUAAUAAUGUUAAUUUUGACAUUUCAAGCACCUGCUACAGGUGUGAGGCUCCGUUGGCUUUGUAUCAGAGUGCCACAUAACAGGCAGUGUUUAAAAAGUUGAGAUUUUGUAAGUGACCUUAUAGUAUCUUUGCAACGCAAAACUGGAAAUUGUUUGCUUCUUGACCUUCUUUUGGCUUUAUCUAAAGGCAAAUGCUCUAUUUUUAUAUGUGCAUUUUAGAGGUGCUUCUGAUUUUGUUUGAUUUUUCCCUCCUCUCUCUGUCUCCUCUCUUCUCUUGUGGUUUCCUUUGUAAUUGGGCAACAGCGGCACAUAACACUGCUGUUGAUUAGAAUCAACACAUGCUGAUUGCUCCCACUUGCCUGGAGAAAUAGGAGCGUUGUCCUGCCUCCCUCUCUGCCAUAGCAUGUUUUGGCCUGGCCUCGGCAGUGGCCUGGUGUUCUGGACAAUUCAAACGUGUGGAGGGAGGCAGGCAAGGGCACGGGAAUAUUUUCAAUCUCAUGGACAGAAAAGUUUUUUUUUUUUUUUUUUUUUGCUUUGUUUCAAGAACUCAAUUACAAACAUUAAAUGACAAGUGUGGAAUUUU
Molecule: messenger RNA, 5173 nt
Organism: Alosa alosa (allis shad)
Lineage: Eukaryota; Metazoa; Chordata; Actinopteri; Clupeiformes; Clupeidae
Gene: marchf6
Product: membrane-associated ring finger (C3HC4) 6
Cellular component (GO): endoplasmic reticulum membrane
Molecular function (GO): zinc ion binding
Source: RefSeq, a predicted model, not a curated record